Sipha flava (yellow sugarcane aphid) is the source of this 1885-nucleotide messenger RNA. Its product is annotated as EF-hand domain-containing protein 1-like. The record is from RefSeq and is a predicted model, not a curated record. Lineage: Eukaryota; Metazoa; Arthropoda; Insecta; Hemiptera; Aphididae. Gene Ontology annotation, cellular component: mitotic spindle; axoneme. Gene Ontology annotation, biological process: mitotic spindle organization; mitotic cytokinesis; cilium-dependent cell motility. Gene Ontology annotation, molecular function: alpha-tubulin binding.
AAAAAAAAUCAUCAUUUGAGUUCCCAGUUUCAAUGGAAAAACGGGUAUGCGAUUCCUAAAGUGAAAUCAAUUGGUAUUGGAAAAUAUCCUUUGGACGUGGACUCUACUUUAUAUGCUGAGAAAUUAAACGUAACACGUUACAAUCCAACACUUACAUAUGGACGAGCAAAAGACCCUCCUAAACCUAUUGUUCAAUCUAACUUUAUAAAGUUAGAUGGAAAAUGUCUUUCUUUUAAUGGAUAUACAGAAGUCAUAUCGACUGAGAUGAACACAAACAAAGAAAAGUUAAUGAUUCGACGAGUUAAAAUUACAUACUUUUUGGUGGAUGAUACUAUUUGCGUUAUAGAACCUGUUAUAAAGAAUUCCGGUUAUGUCCAAGGAUGUCUUCUGAAACGCGGAAAAAUACCAAAUCCAUAUCACAAGAAUAGAAAUUAUCAUUGGUCAGACUUCAACAAUGGCGUAGAACUAUCGUUUUAUGGCAUUAAAUAUAAGUUGUGCAGUUGCGAUCUGUUCACCAAGAAUUUUUUUUUAACACAAGGCAUCAAAAUCUGUCCCGAUGAACCAAUACCAUACGACCCAUAUAUAAUGAAUAGAAUACGAGAACAAAAGAACAAAUCAAUGAUAACACAAAUGCAAUGUACUAAAAUAGAGGAAGAUGAAAAUAAAAAACUCAAUCAGUUUUUGAAAUACGAUAAAAAAGUUCUAAGGUUCUAUGCGGCUUGGUAUGACGAAGGACUGGAACCUGCAGGAUGGAGGUUCUAUGUACUCUAUUAUUUCUUGGCUAACGAUAAAAUAGAAAUAUAUGAAUCUCAAGGCAUGGGAAGUACAAUUGAAAAAAUUGGAAAUUCACUGUUUUUAGGAAAAAUUAAAUUACCAAAAGAUCGGUUAAACAUACCAGAAAAUUUCCCAAAUAUUUGUUUAGAAGUUGGAGCUAAUGCAAUCCAAAAAUAUUAUCAAGCAAAAGAUUUAAUAAUAGGAAAGACAAUUUUUGUGUUGGGUCGUAGAUUUUUGCUCUACGAUUGUGAUGCGUUUACCAGAAGACAUUAUAAAGAUAUUUUGAAAAUUAAUCAACCAGAUCCUAUCCAAGUUGUAGAACCAAAAGUUUCAAACCUUAAAUGUCACUUGAUUAUACCACCCCAUACGGGUAUUGGUGACCCAGAUGACACAUAUCAGAAUUGUAUAUCUCUAAUACCGAAGCCACCAAAAACUACAGAUUUUGUUACAUACGUGAUGGACUCAUUUAAAAAACUACGAUACAAGUUAAAGAUGGUACCGGUUAUUGAAGUAGAUAGUUAUAGAAAUUUUCUCAUGGAGUAUUGCCUUGGCAAUGAUCAAAUCAGCAUAACUGAAGUGCCAAUGAAGAACAGUGGAUUCUUAAAAGGACGAAUUAUAGCACCUACCCGGCUUCGAAAACCUGGAACUAAAGUAGAAGAAAAUCAGUUUUUCGGCCCAAAAGAUUUUGCUAUCGGUGCUGAACUGCGUAUCAGAGGAAUUACAUAUAAAAUCAUUGAUAUGGACUUGUGGACUUACAAAUAUAUGAUUGAAAAUAAAGAUAAGUUUACUGAAGAGGCUAUUAAUGGAGCGAAACAGUUGUUUGAAACAAAUGGUUUCAAACGAUCAAAAAAAAAUGAAGAUCUCAAAUAGAAUUUUUUAACACAAAAAAUCUUCUAAUCUAAUUAAAACGAUUAGCUCGAAGACGGUCUAUUUUUCUUAAACGUUUACACUAAGUUAUAAUAAAUGUUAUAAUUGAAGGGUCCCGUGCAAGAACCGGCUAUCUCCACUUUUAUUCGAAAUGCACUUUUUUGCAUUUUCUGAUAAAGAAUAAUUUUUAUCAUUUACUUUACGUUAAUUAAUUAUAAUAAUUAAUAAUAAUUAACUGUUUUAA